AUGCCUGGAUGGUUCAAAAAGAUGUGGUAUGGGCUGGCAUCCCUCCUCAGCUUCUCCUCCUUCGUCCUGAUCAUUGUGGCCCUGGUGGUCCCCCACUGGCUGAGUGGUAAGAUCCUUUGUCAGACAGGAGUAGACCUGGUCAAUGCCACAGAUCCGGAGCUGGUCAAAUUCAUCGGGGACAUUUACUAUGGGCUCUUCAGAGGGUGCAAGGUGCGGCAAUGUGGGCUCGGGGGACGCCAGUCCCAAUUCACAAUCUUUCCACACCUAGUAAAGGAGUUGAACACAGGCCUUCAUGUGACAAUUCUGAUGCUCCUCUUCUUGGCCUUGGCCUUGGCUCUGGUCAGUAUGGGCUUUGCCAUCCUCAACAUGAUCCAGGUUCCCUACAGUGCAGUCAACGGCCCUGGGGGCAUUUGCCUCUGGAAUGUUCUUGCAGGUGGUGUCGUGGCUCUGGCCAUUGGUAGCUUCAUGGCAGCAGUGAAAUACCACGACUUGACUGAGCGGAUUGCCAACUUCCAGGAACGCUUGUUCCGCUUCGUGGUGGUGGAGGAGGAGUACCAGGAGUCCUUCUGGAUCUGCGUGGCCAGCGCCUCGGCCCACGCAGUGAAUUUGGUGGUGGUGGCCAUCAGCCUGAUCCCCCUGCCAGAGAUCCAGACCAAAGUUGAGGAGGCCACGGUCACCGCUGAAGAUAUCUUGUACUGACAGCUCUCUCCUGCCCACACACCUCCCUGGAUGAGCACUGGGCAGCGAGUCCU
Messenger RNA from Suncus etruscus (white-toothed pygmy shrew), 752 nucleotides. RefSeq names its product clarin 2 (gene CLRN2). Bases 1 to 699 code for a protein of 232 amino acids. Lineage: Eukaryota; Metazoa; Chordata; Mammalia; Eulipotyphla; Soricidae. The record is from RefSeq and is a predicted model, not a curated record. The transcript is spliced from 3 exons.